This is a messenger RNA of Oldenlandia corymbosa var. corymbosa, 1367 nucleotides long. The record is from the annotation of a GenBank genome assembly. Lineage: Eukaryota; Viridiplantae; Streptophyta; Magnoliopsida; Gentianales; Rubiaceae.
GAAAAACGAAGAAGCAGAGUGGCCCGCCCGCAAGACGACUGCAAAAUCAGUAUGGAUUUCAUCAAGAAAUACGACUGGGAGUUGGAGCGGAAGCGCCGGGAGGACAUAGAUUACCUGAGGAAACAGCCGAACAAGAACGAAGUUGCUCUGAAAUUGGCAAAGCCCAUCAUCCUUGACAGGAAUAAGCUCGACAACAAUGUCAAUUCCGUGUUCUCUCCCCUGUCCUUUCAUGUCCUGUUGGGCAUGCUUGCUGCUUCGUCCGGGGCCGACCCGACCGGAGACCCGAUCCUCGCUUUCCUCAAGUCCAAAUCGGUCGAUGAACUUAAUUCGGUUUGUUCUCUGCUAGUCAAUUAUGUGCUGCUCGACGACAGCCUCACUGGCGGCCCAAUCUUGUCGUCGGCUAAUGGGAUUUGGCAGUCGGCCCCUUCCUCACCGGACACCAAAGCCCUCUUGGAGGCUGUUUAUAAAGGUCAAUUCAGGCAAGCCGAUUUCAUCAACAAGGCCCAGGAGGUGGCUCGGGAAGUGAAUGAAUGGGUUGAAAAUGAAACAAAAGGCCUUGUGAGAAACAUUCUCCCACCUGGUGCUGUUGGCAGAUCCACGAAAUUGAUUGUUGCAAAUGCACUGUACUUCAACGGAGUAUGGACAAAGCCGUUUGGGUCAUCAGCGACAACAAAGCGCGAGUUUUUCCUUUCGAGUGGUGGAUCGGUAAUGGCUGAUUUCAUGACCGGCAGGUGUGAUCAAUACAUAAGUGAAUAUGAUGGUUUCAAGGUGUUCGCCUUUUUUACCGAAACGGCGAUGAUUGGAAUCGAUGUUUCUCCAUGCACUUCUAUCUCCCUGAUGCUGUGAAUGGGUUGCCUGGAUUGGUGGAGAAAUUUGCAUCGGAACCUGAUUUCUUAGAGCAAUAUAGGGCUGGUGAGAAAGUUCGAGUUGGUAACUUUCUGAUUCCCAGGUUCAAGAUGUCAUUUGGAGUUGAAGCUUCAGAGAUUCUAAGGGAUUCUGGCAUGCCCAACAACGUCAGGGUGUUUCACAAAUCCUUCAUUGAAGUUAGUGAGAAAGGAACAGAAGCUGCUGGUGCAACUGUUGCUCCGGUAUUCUGUUGUGCAGCGGCUCCUCCUCCUAGACCUACCAAGAUACUAGAUUUUGUCGCCGAUCAUCCAUUCCUUUUCUUCAUAAAAGAAGACGCUAGUGGGACGAUACUCUUCAUGGGCAGCGUCCUUAAUCCUCUGGCUUCGAACCAAGAGUUUUGAAGGAAUAAUCAUAAUGUAGUUGCUUGCUUGCUGUGUUUUAAGUGGCCUAUCUAGGUGGUCUAUUAUUAUCUAGGUAGUUUCAAGGGGAUUUUUUUCUAAGGGUAGGUAGUUCAAGUGGUC